Trichoderma breve is the source of this 504-nucleotide messenger RNA. Its product is annotated as snoaL-like polyketide cyclase domain-containing protein. Bases 1 to 504 code for a protein of 167 amino acids. NCBI's taxonomy places the organism in Eukaryota, Fungi, Ascomycota, Sordariomycetes, Hypocreales, Hypocreaceae. Gene Ontology annotation, biological process: polyketide metabolic process. The record is from RefSeq and is a predicted model, not a curated record. The transcript has 2 exons.
AUGGGUGCUCUCGAGGAACGCAACAAGGCUAUCGUUAACAAGUAUUUCGAGGAAUACUGGGUCAAGGGCAAUGUGAACGUGGUCGACGAGGUCUGCUCCGACGACUUUCUCCAGAGCUACCCUAACCAUGGACCUCGUCACGGCAAGGAGGGAGCAAAGACAAUGCUGAGGGAGUUUAUGGAGGCUUUUCCCGACCUGACCUUUCGAGCUUACCAGACCCCAUUGAUUGCGGAGGGCGACUACGUAGCAGCCCAAUGGGUUGGCGGCGGUACUCACACCGGCCGUGCCUUUGAUGACUUUACCGUGGGCGAGCUCAAGACGCCCAACACUGGCAAGAAGAUUCACUUCUCUGGCAUGACCAUCUUCACUCUCAAGAAUGGAAAGAUUGUUAAGGAGAUUGCUGAGGAGGGCGGAAUCACUGUUUUGCAGCAGCUCGGAAUCGUGACCCCGCCUAAGCCUGGCAAGGAGAUUGUUUAUGACAAGGAUGGCAACCAGGUUUACUAA